AUGAAGAUGAGAGCUAAGCGAGACAUUUUAGCAGAACAACAUCAAUUGGAACGUCAGCAGCAAGCACAGAACAACGUACUGACUACAGCAGAGUUACAGCGAAUGAAGCCAGUAUUAUUGCAGCAAUUGUAUGAAAGAGACAUGCAACCAACUACCGCUGCUCCUGCUUACAGUAAUCCAUUUGAUGAUACCCCACAGUAUACCCCUCGCCCUGAUGAUCAUGUCUUGGUUGAUAUCCAUGACGAAAGAGAAAGAGACGCAACAAUUAUACAUACAGAGCAACAAUACAACAAUGCCAGUAAUAACUCGAGAAGAUAA
Molecule: messenger RNA, 318 nt
Organism: Mucor velutinosus
Lineage: Eukaryota; Fungi; Mucoromycota; Mucoromycetes; Mucorales; Mucoraceae
Exons: 1
Coding region: 1-318 (105 amino acids)
Source: RefSeq, a predicted model, not a curated record